Messenger RNA from Rangifer tarandus platyrhynchus (Svalbard reindeer), 210 nucleotides. The record is from the annotation of a GenBank genome assembly. Lineage: Eukaryota; Metazoa; Chordata; Mammalia; Artiodactyla; Cervidae.
AUGUCACACACACACCACACAGCUCCAUCCAUGCCAGGUCAGCACACAGACCACCCCACCUCCAUCCAUGCUAGGUCAGGACACAGACCACCCCACCUCCACAGAUACCAGGUCAGCACACAGACCACAACAGUUCCAAGCAUGCCAGAUCAGCAUGCAGACCAUCCCAUGUCCGUCCAGCAAGGUCAGCUCACAGACCACCACAUCACU